Oikopleura dioica is the source of this 1581-nucleotide messenger RNA. Lineage: Eukaryota; Metazoa; Chordata; Appendicularia; Copelata; Oikopleuridae. The record is from the annotation of a GenBank genome assembly.
AUGAAACUUUUUACUUUUUUAUCUGUUCAAUUAGCCGAGGCAGUUGUAUUUGACGAGACAUGGAUGAUAAAAGGAAGAACAGGGCGGAGAACUCGACUUCAGAGUAACCAAGCUGAUGCUCAAGCCUAUUGUGAGAACCAAGGGGGGACGAUGGCGUAUUUCAAAAAUGAAGGGGAGUUCGCGCUUUUUAGCGAAGAAGAAGUCGGAUGGAAGCUCGUGCGUCUUGGAUACACUCGAGCAAACGAAUCUGAUCCUUUCAUUGCUACCAACGGAGAUACGGAUGUUUACACCGAUUUCCGGUAUUUAGAACCAAAUGUUCAACCAAGCAACGGGUUUUGUACCUAUCUUCGACUGACAAGAAGAAAAAAGUGGACUGAAAAACAAAUGAAUACGAUGACACAAGAGAAGUGCGACAAUCAAAAGAGAAUGUCAUUGUGUAGAUUUGAAGAAGGCACUCCAGAAGCGAGGAUCCGAAAUGGAGAUGACUUCUCAAGAUACGAGGUUGCGGACAUAACUGCCAACUUUGAAGACGCAUCUGCUUACUGCCACGAGAGAGGAGGCUACUUGCCCUACAAUCUUGAAUACGAUAUCGGAAACUAUACUGAUCAAGAUCAAUGGACUGGGCUUCGAAGAUUUGGCAACAGCUUUGUCGACACAGUCAAUAGAGAAUUCGAACCAAGCGACGAUGACUGGGAUGUGAAUGAGCCAAGUUCAAUUAAAGGCGGCGGUCAAUGUGUUCAAAUUGGUAGAAACUCAGAUGGUGAUCUGAAAUUAAAAAUGCAAAACUGUCUACAAAAACUACCUUUUCUCUGUCGAUACAAUUACGAUUGUAACAAGAACAUUGUAUCUAACAGACGAAGGCAACUAACAGUUGGACAACCAAUGUUUCUACAGGAUCUUCAAUGUUCAGGAAGCAACGAGUGGUCUAUUGGAGUGUCUUUCAAGUGCAAAAACAGCAAAGCAGACCCUGCUGAAGACUUGGUAACUAUUGUAGACAAUGAUAAUCCGUCAACUCCCUUCUUUCGAAUUCAUCGACCUGCUUAUACAUACAACUACGAAAUUAUAAUCCCGAAAAUGUCUGAGAAUACAGAAGUUGAAGGAGAAUUUUUCAAUCCCUACCCGGGCCAUGUUCAUGUCCGCGACAGAGAGGAGCCUUCGCCAAUGUACAAGACUUGGAUGUGCUCAAGUAGACCAGAAUCAGAUGCGAAUCUCGAAAUAAGGCAAACUUUUUGCCCUGAAACAGGCAAAUACACAAAAUCGUUGUUCUGGAACAACUUGGAACGAAUGCGCUACGUUGACGACGUUCCGAGCCGCAUCGCGAAUCUUGAGUUCUACAUUGGAGGAAACUCUAACCCAGCGACAGAGAUAAAGUAUUUCAGUGUUGGUCAAAUGGACAAGUAUGGCGGUCAAUGCGAUGUUAAUCAAUAUGAUUGCGUUAAACCAGACAAUACGACAAUCCCAUAUGGAUCAGCCGAAUGGAUGUAUGGAAAGAAAGGCAACAACAGACGAAGACGAGGCAAAUGUUAUUGUAUGUCCAGGGGUCAAUACAAAUGCGUGCGAAUGGAUGGAAGAGAUUUUUGA